Helianthus annuus (common sunflower) is the source of this 674-nucleotide messenger RNA. RefSeq names its product beta-galactosidase 10-like. Bases 13 to 585 code for a protein of 190 amino acids. Lineage: Eukaryota; Viridiplantae; Streptophyta; Magnoliopsida; Asterales; Asteraceae. Gene Ontology annotation, biological process: carbohydrate metabolic process. The record is from RefSeq and is a predicted model, not a curated record. The transcript has 5 exons. Gene Ontology annotation, molecular function: beta-galactosidase activity. Gene Ontology annotation, cellular component: vacuole; cell wall.
CGUUGUUACUAGAUGUGGCCCGGAUUGGUAAAAACUGCAAAAGAAGGAGGCGUAGACGUGAUUGAAACGUACGUAUUUUGGAAUGGACAUGAACCAUCACCAGGCAAUUACUACUUUGGUGGAAGGUACGAUCUACCCAAAUUUGUGAAGAUAAUUCAGGAUGCCGGUAUGCUUUUGAUUCUUCGGAUCGGCCCAUUCGUUGCCGCAGAAUGGAACUUUGGCGGUAUACCUGUUUGGUUACAUUAUGUGCCUGGGACUGUCUUCAGAACCGACAACGAACCUUUCAAGCAUUACAUGCAAAACUUCACAACUCUAAUUGUGAAUAUGAUGAAGAAAGAUAAGUUUUUCGCAUCACAGGGUGGGCCCAUUAUCUUAGCUCAGGUGGAAAACGAGUACGGAUACUACGAAGCUGCAUAUGGUGAAGGUGGCAAACGUUACACUCAAUGGGCAGCUAAAAUGGCUCUUUCUCAAAAUAUAGGUGUACCGUGGAUAAUGUGUCAGCAAUGGGAUAAUGUGUUCUGCUCAAUAUAUGUUAAGGUCAAAAUAGAUUCGGGUCAGUCAAAACGGGUUUUGCUCGGGUUCUAAAAAUUGCUAUAAAAUCCUUUGUACAAUAACAUCUCAAUACCUAUAAAAAAUGAAUCAAAACAUAUUUACCUAAGUGAGAAAAAUCAUAA